This is a messenger RNA of Symbiodinium natans, 2367 nucleotides long. Lineage: Eukaryota; Dinophyceae; Suessiales; Symbiodiniaceae. The record is from the annotation of a GenBank genome assembly.
AUGUCGACGGGCUUCCGGGCAUAUGGCACGGAUCAACAGUGGUCCCUUACGCCUGGCGGACAGCUGAAGAACAUGCGGAGCGGGAAGUGCAUCGACAUUGACGGCUUACCUGGCUUCAACAAUGGAGCAAAUGCCCAGCUCUGGACUUGCGAGGAUGCGUCGUCCAGCUCUUCAACUGACCAGAAGUGGGAGCUGAUCGAAGCAGAUGACUGCAUCCCAACAGACACGCAGCACUGUGGUCAGCCGUCAGACUGGACAUGUGAUUGGCCGUGUACAAAGUGCUGGAGAAGUGACGGUUUUGACUGCGACAGUGACGGCGACUGCCCCACUGGGUUCCAGUGCGGCAAUGCCAAUUGCGAUUGGAGUUCAGGCUGGAUCAUAGAAACCAGGGAUGAUUGCUGCCUUCCACCGCCACCACUUGAAUGCGGUUGCAAUGCGAACGGUUGUUGGCCCCACGUCGGUUUCGAUUGUGAUUCUGACAGCGAUUGCCUCAGCAACCCUGACAUGGCCAAGUUGGGAGCGACAAAGUGCGGCAAUGCAAACUGCCCGUGGACCAGCGGUGUUCUUCAGGACCAAGAUGAUUGCUGCAUCAUCACAGCAUGUACGGGUGAAAACUUCGACCAUCCAUCGGAGACACUUUGGGUCGACCAGGCUCCAGAUGCUGUGAAUGUGGUCGCCGACCUUGACUUCGCAGACGUGAAGGUUACCCGGCUGGCCUUGCUUUCGGCGCCCACGGACAGCUUUGGGGAUUUCCUCGGCUUGAACAACGAAGAUGAAGUCUUCUUGAAGGCGGAAUGUGACGGGUCUCUUUCGGUUGAAUCCAGGCAGCACGACUUCAAGCAGUGCGACCAACACACGAACAUCUUGCACAUCCGAUGUCUUGUCAGCGACAGCAUGGGGGACCUCAAGCUGACUGUCCGAGAGGAUGACACCUCAAAUGACGAGGAAAACAUGCAGGUCCUGGACGCAAGUAUGCUGCUGCCUCUCCCUUUGGGCUCGACGGUACGAGUCCGCUUCUACCUGGACAACGAGCAGAACAUCUUCGACUCGGCCCUCCUCUUUACCGCCGGCAUGGGCCUCUUCGAGUUGUGCAUCAGUGACGUCUUGAUGGUCAUCCCGGGAGCGGGCCAGAUGGCCGGUGCUGCCGUGAAGGCCGCUAAGGCCGCGCGCCUCAGCGCCAAGGCGGUGCGCCGGAUGAGCAAGGUGGCGAAGCAAGUCCGGCGGACCGAGAAGUUCAUCAAGCGCAUGGGGAAGAAAUACGACGCCAUCAAGUUCAAGAUCGACAAGGCUCAGGAGCAGCUGGAUGAGGCUGCGGGGCGGGUGGGUGAGGACGACGCCUUCGACCCUGUUGACAUCCCAGAGUGGCCGACCUUGGAAACGGCGAUGGACGCGUUUAACAUCGAGCCUUGUGUGGACGUUGCAGAUGGUGUCGUGUUCAAAUGGACCGUCUACGAAGCAGAAAUCGUCGUUGAUGACACCCAAGACGAGCUUCCUCCGAGUGUGAGAUUGAGUGGGUCUGAGCACCAGCACACGCACACUGGAAAGCAGUCAUGUGACCAGUGGAUCACAGGGGAGUGGGGCGCCUGCAGUGCCGAAUGCGGGGAUGGCACACGCUCUCGACCAGUGACAUGCGAUGGGACUGCGUGCGCUGACGAGCAGAAGCCGCCAAGGCAUGUCCACUGCAACAUGGGAGACUGCCAAUGGGCCCCUAGCCCUUGGAGUGCGUGCAGUAAACCAUGUGCGAAUGGCACGCGGGCUCGCUCUUAUAGCUGCCCUGUGUUCGGUGCCUGUGCUGGCUCGCCGCCGUCCACAGAAGGGGAGGCCUGCAACGUAGAGCCUUGCGAAUGGGUCGAGGACCGGAGUCCAUGCAGCCAACCAUGUGGGAAUGGCACGCGGACUCGAUCUUAUCGCUGCCCGGUAGCUGGUGAAUGCCCCGGUUCACAGCCGUCCACAGAGGCAGAGGCUUGCAACUUGCAGCCUUGUGAAUGGUUCCGUGGGGAGUGGAGUGGCUGCAGCGAAGGCUGCGCAGGGGGCACCCGCUCUCGGACCGUUUCUUGUCCGGUGCCCAGUGCGUGCCCGGGCGCGCUGCCUUCUAGCAGCCUGGAAUGCGCCGUCCACUCGUGCCCCGAUAAAUGCGCUGAGGUGAGCCAUGCCACCUGGAAUCCAACAUCGAGCCAGUGUGAGUGUACAGGAUUCUCGGCCAGCGGGGCCGGGUCUUUGCGGUGGUCUGAGGCCUCCAGUGGGUUUGUCGGCCGGUGCCUGCAAAAAGAGGAUGCAGCUCUGGAGGCCCAGGCCUCGGAAACUUCCUUUCUUGUGCCUCUGAUCCUGGCCCUGUGCUUCGCCACACUCGGAGGUGUACGGACAUGA